Molecule: messenger RNA, 3964 nt
Organism: Sorex araneus (European shrew)
Lineage: Eukaryota; Metazoa; Chordata; Mammalia; Eulipotyphla; Soricidae
Gene: LIN7C
Product: lin-7 homolog C, crumbs cell polarity complex component
Exons: 5
Coding region: 14-607 (197 amino acids)
Biological process (GO): neurotransmitter secretion; protein localization to basolateral plasma membrane; maintenance of epithelial cell apical/basal polarity
Cellular component (GO): cell-cell junction; MPP7-DLG1-LIN7 complex; synapse
Molecular function (GO): L27 domain binding
Source: RefSeq, a predicted model, not a curated record
GCUAAGGGAGAAGAUGGCGGCGCUCGGGGAACCUGUACGGCUGGAGAGGGAUAUUUGUAGAGCAAUUGAAUUGUUGGAAAAACUACAAAGGAGUGGAGAGGUACCUCCACAGAAGCUUCAGGCUUUGCAAAGAGUCCUUCAAAGUGAAUUCUGCAAUGCUGUAAGAGAGGUAUAUGAACAUGUCUAUGAGACUGUGGACAUCAGUAGCAGUCCUGAAGUAAGAGCAAAUGCAACUGCAAAGGCUACUGUGGCUGCAUUUGCUGCCAGUGAGGGACAUUCUCAUCCUCGAGUUGUUGAGCUACCAAAAACAGAAGAAGGUCUUGGCUUCAAUAUUAUGGGAGGCAAAGAACAGAACUCGCCAAUCUAUAUAUCACGAAUAAUUCCGGGUGGAAUUGCUGAUAGACAUGGGGGCCUCAAGAGAGGAGAUCAGCUCCUGUCUGUUAAUGGAGUGAGUGUUGAAGGAGAACAUCAUGAAAAAGCUGUAGAACUACUGAAAGCAGCUCAAGGAAAGGUUAAAUUAGUAGUACGAUAUACACCCAAGGUCUUAGAAGAAAUGGAAUCACGUUUUGAAAAAAUGAGAUCAGCGAAACGCAGGCAACAGACCUAAUGCAGUUGAGAACUGUAUAUUCUAUUUUGCUUUUAGCUAGAAAAAUUUUACUUGUGACCUACUGAUGGCCUCAAUGCCAGUGAUUGUAAAAAAUCAAACUUCCCAUGAAAUCCUUGCCAUUUUAUAAAUGCCUAUUUUAACAUCAUUUGAGGUUCUAGAGAUGCAUAUACUUUUUUCUGAAAAGAAAAAAGUGAGAGGGCAAUUCUGUCCUGCUGUUUUUACAGGCCUUUUUCAAAUGCAGAUUUUGUCAUAAAGUUGUUAUAGAUUUUUAAAAAUGCUUUUUUAAUAUUAAAAUGUACUUUUACAUUCUUAUCUUUUUUUAGGAAAAAAAAGGAUUUCUUCCUUUGGCUGCUUAUUUAAAAAUAACACUUCUCUAAUUCAUUUUUUGCUUACUCUACGUUUUUUUAAUCUGUAAAAUUUCUUUACAGUUCUCCAAGAAAUCGAACACACAGUCUCAGCUUCAGCAGUUCAUUACACUAUCAAUGUUACCAUUGCUGCUGCAUUUCGUACUUUGGACACACACAUAUAUGAUGAACACUAAGUCAUAACAGUUUUUUACUUUAGACAAUGUCUGAUGAAUAUUCAUUUGUACCGGUUUAUAAAAGCAACUUUUUAAACACUGAGGCAAUCAUUGUUAAAAUAUGUGUGUUUUCAUUAUAUUUGAGGAUCGAGGCAAGAAGAUGUAAUUUGUUAGCAUUGCUGAUUACAUCUUUCUGUUUUUAUUCAGCAGUACAUCAGAUUGCAGAUGCAAAAAUAGUUACGUUUUAUCUUCUACAAAUUUUUAAAAUGCUAUUCAUCUUUAAAUAUAAUUCUUAUAUUUGAUCCUUUCAUACCUAGUGAUGAGCCAGUUGGUGGUGGAAAAUAGAAGAAAUAAAAGUUACUGCCUUUAACCUCAAGUGUCUACACUUUUACUAGCUUGAUUUAAAAGAAUGACACCAAGUAGAGGAUAGGAGGGCAUAUUUAGGGCACAUUGAAAGAUGAGAUGUAUUCAUAAGGAUAUGCAGAUUUACUAAAAGCAAGUCAGACCUCAUUAAAAAUGGUUGAAUUUUUAAAAAUCCAAUCUUUGUUUAUAAUUCAAAAAUACUAGUGGGAAUUCUCAGAGAUACCUUCCUUUGUCCACUGGAUGUCACUAUUUGACUAAAAGGCAGCUUUUAGUGGAUGGCUGAGGUUUUUUCAAAGGCUGAAAUUAAUGAGUUGGGGUUCAUUCAUUUUCAGUUACAACUUAUAGGAACGUUUUAUGUUGUUUUCUUUUUAAUUUUCCAUGAGGGAAGCUAAAAAGGUAAUGGAUUGAAAUUUAUAAGGAAUUUAACGUAAUUAUCGAUCCUGUGUAAACAGUGGGCAUUUUGUUACAUUCCUUCAGGAAGAUGAGCAAUGUGUACCUUUUUCUGCAUGUUUGUGAAAAGCACUGUGAGUCUUGAAAGAUUAUUCCAGUUUUCAAUUAUUUAAGAAUAAAAAUCAGUCAGCCUUGUUAUUUAUCAUAUAGGUAUUGAACACUGGAUUGCAUGGUUGAAUGUGUCUUCAGUCCACUACAAAAUAUGCUUGUUAUUAAUAGGAUCAUGUUGUCAAAUUGUAUAUUUUCAAAGUUAAUUGAUGUUUUUAAAAUGUUGAGACCAAAGUAGUGUAGAAGAAUUAUGGAUUUAUUUUAAUUUAAUUGUAAAGUUACUAGAGGUAUUUGUUGUAGAGCUUUAUAUAUUAAAAAGAGGUAUUGGUGCAUAUAAAAACAGUAAUAUUGUUAUGCUUGUAUUCUUGCAUUGCAGGGUAAGUAAACCCUGGAGAAAUCUUAUUUUAGUAUAGCUACAGCUGCAGUCGCUUCUAAGGGCGUGUCGACAUUUCAUUAUAAAUUAUAGCUUCCUAGUUCAGUGUCUCAGCUGUUUUCAGAACUUUCAGCCAAGUUAAAUCUUUUUUGGUAUUGAAACUUAGUAAGUUGAGUAAGCUAUUUUUUUUUUCCUUCUACAGUAAUCCACAAUCUGUUCUUUGUGUGGGUUGGCACUUAUUUAUAAUUCUUAAAAUAAGGAUAGCUCAGAGGAGCCAAAUACAGUAGGCUUUAUGCUACUGUUGAGCAUGAGUAGCAGUAGUUUUAGUUGAUGCAGCUUUCACAGUUUUUAAAUAUUUCACAAACUUUAAAUCUUGACCAUAGAAAAAUUCAACCAUUCAGUGGCAAAGAUGUGUAUAUUGAAGGAAAUUUCUGUCUUGGAAAUAAAUGACUUUUGGACAUAACAAGGCACAUAACACAUCUAGGUGUUUGAUUUGUAGAUUAUAAACAUAGUGAGGCAGAGAGAUAGUGAAGCAGGCUCAGUGCCAGCUUUGAGUGUGGGAGGCCAGGCUUCAGUCCCUGGCCAUGCCCAGCACUGCUGGAUGUGACCCCCCCAAAAAAACAACCAAAACUUUAUAAAUAUACAUAACUCUCCCCUGCCUAUUCACCUCACCCCCCAGAUCCAUUUAUUUUCUUGGUGUUUUGGAAUAAGUUGACUCAGUGAUUCUCGGCCUUGGCUGCUGGAACACCCUGAAGAACUGUAAAAAAUAUUGAUAACCUGAGUUCUGUCUCACAUCAACUAUAUUAGAGAUUCGGGGGUGCAGCCACAUACUGAAUUUUUUUUAUUUGUUUUCAACCUUUUCCAGUAAUUCUAAAGGACACAUCAGGUUAAGAACCACUAGUUUUUCCUUUUCUAACACUGGACUUUGUUUGGAAAUAUCAGAGUAGGAUGAUAUUUACACCUAUGAUUCCAUUUACACCUAUCAAGUGGUAGCAAAAUGGCUAUAUUAUUUAUUAGGAAUGUAUUCUUUAGGAAUAAAAGAUAUUUAGCAUUCCUUACUUCAGUGGUAAAUAAAAUCUAUGGUUUUUCUUCCUUAAGUAAAAUCUGCCAGUAGUUUAAACAUAAACUUGUAGUGUUUCAUUUUUCUGCACAUUUUUGCUUUUAAAAACUUAGAAAAAUAAAUGUUUAUUUGAGAAAGCAUGUUUAAACAUUGCAGGUGAGAAAUACUGGUAAUUAUGUGUUGCUUAACAUGGCCAUUUUACCCCUUAGUAUAAUUGUAAGUUGUAGUGAACUAGAUCUUCGGGAUUUGAUAAUUCUCAUGUUUUUCUUAAAACUCAUUGUCUUCCUUCCUCUUCCAAAUUCCAGAGUUAUUUUUGUUCAAGUACUUAGUUUGGCUUAAGUACAUCAUUUACAGUUUAAAUGGAUGUUAAAGCUUUGAUAGACAAAAAGGCAAUGGCUUACCUGAGAAGAAUGUCAGCAUGACUUGGUGUCAACGUAAAAGAAUACAUGUGGUGAUUAUUUUAUAAUGUGGAAUGAUCAUUGGAAUAUCCAGGACUCUAGUCAUUGUAUUUCCUGAAUAAAUGUAUGUUUAUGAAAUUUCUAA